Messenger RNA from Tilletiopsis washingtonensis, 1989 nucleotides. RefSeq names its product FAD-binding domain-containing protein. NCBI's taxonomy places the organism in Eukaryota, Fungi, Basidiomycota, Exobasidiomycetes, Entylomatales. The record is from RefSeq and is a predicted model, not a curated record. Gene Ontology annotation, molecular function: FAD binding; oxidoreductase activity. The transcript is spliced from 4 exons. Bases 291 to 1907 code for a protein of 538 amino acids.
CGCCUCAUCAUCACUCCUCUCACUCCUCGCCGAGCCGGCGCCGACGAGAUGGGCCUCUCACAUCACUUCACGCUUGCUGCGUCUGCUGGAGGCGGGCCGCAGGCAUCUCCAGACACAGCCAUCCGUGCCUGACGCCGAGUGGGAUAUAAGGGUGGAGCGGCUUUCGCACUGAGCUCCCCUCACCACCCCUCCAGUCUUCUCACACCUCGCACGCGCACCUCUCGAGCAUCUACACACCUCCAGCAACCGCAUCGCAUCAAGAGCCACCGCGUCACCACUCUCCACGCACCAUGCGCCUCUCCAGCGCGCUCCUCCUCGGCGCCGCCGCCGGCGCCGCCUCGUCGGUGCAGGCCGCGCCGCUGGGCUUCGCCGACUUCGAGGCCCGCGGCAGUGCCGCGCUCGACGCCGGCUUUGUAGCCGUGGCGCGCGACCUCAGCGCUGUGGCGCGCUCGUGCCUCGAAGCCUCGGGCGUGGCCGUGACCUACCCCGGUGACUCGGCCUUCAGCACGCAGAGCCAGCCGGAGAACUCCGUCUUGCCGUACACGCCCGCCGCCAUCGCGGCGCCUGCGAGCGCCGACGAGGUGGCGAGCGUGACACGCUGCGUGGCAGCGCAGAACGGCGACGUGAAGGUCGUGCCCAAGUCCGGCGGGCACAGCUACACUUCUGCGUCGCUCGGCGGGCAAAACGGCUCGGUAGUGAUCGACCUGAAGCAGCACCUGACGGCGAUCACCAUCGACGCAGACGCCAAGACGGCGACGGUGCAGGCGGGCGCCACGCUCGGCCCGCUGGCGCAGGCGCUGGGCGAGAAGGGCUUCGCCUUGCCGCACGGCACCUGCCCAACUGUCGGCGUGGGCGGCCACUCGCUCGGCGGCGGCUGGGGCUUCACGAGCCGCAGCUGGGGCUGGCUGCUCGACCACAUCGUCAGCAUGCAGCUCGUGACGCCCGACGGCAGCAUCAAGAGCGUCAAUGCCACCUCGGAGCCGGAUCUCUUUUGGGCGCUGCGUGGCGCCGGAGCGAGCAACUUUGGCACCGUCACCGAGUUCACGUAUAGUCUCGAGGACGCGCCCGAGUCGGUUGUCAACUACUCCUUCACCUACCCCUCCAACGACGACUGCGUCCAGCUCAUCCUCGCGGUCCAAGAUCUCGCGACUCGGAGCGAUGGCCGUCUGGACUUGGGCAUGGGCGGCGAGAUCCUGCUCUACGGCGAGAACAGCGGCAAUGACGGCGCCUGCAGCUUUGCCGGCCAGUUCAAGGGCGCCGCCUCGACGUUCGAGGCACAGGCCGGCAUGCUCAGCGACGCCAUGCAAUCGCGCGGCGCCAGCACAGGCACGCCGGCAAACACGACUUUCACUGGCGCAGCGACGGGCAGCGACAGUGCCUGGCUGCGUGCGCUCACGGACCUCAUGGGCGACCUCAACGCGGCGGCGAUCUCGGAGCCCUACUACGCCAAGUCGCUGAUGGAUGAUGGCUCGCCCAAUUACACGGCCGACUCUGCCAAGGCCAUCAUCGACACGAUCCAGAAGCACGUGCUUGUGGAAGGCACGGGCAUCUCGCUCUCGCUGGACCUCAACGGGCCGGGCUCUGCCACCAACGCCAACCUGACGACGGCGAGCGCGUUCGACGUGCACCGCACGAGCCUCUUCUUUUCGCAGCUUUACGUCUACGGCCAGCCGACCGACGCGACGGCGCAGCAGAACGUGUUUGCUGCCACGGACGAGAUCAUCGAGUCGGUCAAGGCGGCCAAGCCCAACGGCAACUGGCUGCUCUACGUCAACUACAUCGAUGCGCAGAUCAAGGACUUUGGCACGCAGUACUACAGCACGGCGCUCGAGCGCCUCAAGAGCAUCAAGGCCGCCGUCGACCCGCUGACGCUGUUCGACUUCCCCCAGGGGCUGGCGCACGCAUAGUGCGCCCGCCCGCGAGCGAGCGCCUCCGCUGCAACAGCGUCUGAGAGCAGCCCUCCGCACACUGACGAAACCAGACGAACCG